AUGAAAAUGUCCAUAGCAUGGGCAUUUCUUCUGAUGAACAGUGAUCUCGGUGGGGCCCACAAGCUGGAGGAAAGCUGGAAAAAAAAAAUACGGAAUCUUUUAAUGGAUCCAAACAACCCAAAUUUCCGCCAACAAUUUUCUGGUUUUAGUGAUGAUUUGCUAACUAAUCCCGAGUUUCAAUUGUUCUUGCAAAGAAUGGGCAAUACGUCUUUGCAACCAUCUCCACAGUAUCAGACACCCACUCAGUUUCCCCUACGAAACCAUGUUAUUGAAGAAUGUACACCUGAAACUGUACAUGAUAGCAACACACAAUUCAAUGAGAGCGAAGAGGACAGCGUACCAGAGACGCCGCAAUAUCCUCCACCAGUUCCCGAACUGAAAUCCAACCAGGUUGUUGCACGAGCGACUCGAAUUUGGUCAGUUGCGGAAGAUGAAACUCUGAUUGGGUUGUACUUGGAGAUCAGUGAGAAUGCUAUUAAAGGCACGAGCCAGAAAGCAACUUCCCUUUGGCGCGAUGUACACGCAGCAUAUCAACUUGCUCAUGCGGAGAAGCCGCAUAUACUUCCACCAAGACCUAUGAAGAGUCUGACGUCGCACUGGAGAAGGUUGGCAGCAGACACACUACAGUGGAUAUCUUGCUAUGAUGAAGCAGGUAGACUUCCGGAGGGAGGGAGUGGUUACAACGAAGCUGACCGUAUAAAAAGUGCGUCGAAGCUUUUCCAUCUCGCCCAAGGUCGUAAUUUCGCUUUUCCUCACGCUGUUGAAAUGCUUAAUAGAGAUCCAAAGUGGAGGCCAAAGCUGAGAUGGUCCUUGUCAAAGGAGGAAAGAAAAGCUGUUCGUGAUGUUGAGGAGCAAGGUAGUGCUGGAAGUGGGAAGAGGUCCAGAGAUGAUGGAGGGGAUGAAACCCCUACGGAUGGUUUUUCAUCUGGAGGAAUACAACGACUCGAAGGUGUGAAGAAAGCAAAGGCCAAGCGUAAAGGGAAAGAAGUAGCUUCGGACAGUGGUUCGUCUGAGCUUAGCGAACGAAUGAAGGAAUUGGCAACAAUUCGCGAGAGGGAGGCCAUUCUGAAGGAAGAGCGGAUCAAAAUUGAAAGGGAGAAGGAACAGAGGAAAAGGGAGGAACUUGACAUUCAUAAGAUGAAAACCUGGUUUGAUAUGGUGCAAGCUAUGAAGAAUUCGCCUACUCCACUCACUCCUGAAGAAGAGUCGUACAAGAAUUUCUUACUGGGUAAAUUACAGGGCUUAUAA
Chenopodium quinoa (quinoa) is the source of this 1248-nucleotide messenger RNA. RefSeq names its product glutathione S-transferase T3-like. The coding region runs from base 1 to 1248 and encodes 415 amino acids. Lineage: Eukaryota; Viridiplantae; Streptophyta; Magnoliopsida; Caryophyllales; Amaranthaceae. The transcript is spliced from 2 exons. The record is from RefSeq and is a predicted model, not a curated record.